Messenger RNA from Drosophila bipectinata, 4326 nucleotides. RefSeq names its product Golgi microtubule-associated protein (gene Gmap). Gene Ontology annotation, biological process: endoplasmic reticulum to Golgi vesicle-mediated transport; Golgi organization. Gene Ontology annotation, molecular function: small GTPase binding. NCBI's taxonomy places the organism in Eukaryota, Metazoa, Arthropoda, Insecta, Diptera, Drosophilidae. The record is from RefSeq and is a predicted model, not a curated record. Gene Ontology annotation, cellular component: Golgi apparatus.
CGCAGAGAGGGGAGAGAGCAGCUGGUGAAGAUGUCGUGGCUGAACAACAGCCUCACCUCAUUGAAGGGCCAGCUGACUAAUUUGGCCCAGGAGGUGCUGGCCGAAACGGCAGGACCCGGCGACCCCGAUUUCCAGGGAGGCCAGGACCAGGCCAAAACCGCCCUCGACCUUCUCGCCGAGACGCAGCAGCAAAAGGAACAGCUGGACAUUCGCUGCGAGCAAAAGGAUCGCGAGAUUGCAGCACUUCGCAGGGAGGUUGCCAAGCUAAAGUCGCAGAACGAAGGAGCCGUCAAGUCGUCGCCCAGCAACACAUCCUCCAAAGAAGCACAACCCCAAAAUGAGGACCAGAAUGUGGAGGACAGCUGGUGCUGGGAACCGGUGGCCAGUGAAGGCGGCAAGCCCUCGCCAGUCACCGGUGGAGCCGCCGGAUCCGGUGACUCCGGCCUGGUGGACAUAGCCCUGGGCACCCAGGAUGUGACCAGAUUGAACAGCCGCAUCUCGGAGCUAGAGGAGCUGAAUCAGCAGCUGAAUGCCUCGCUGGAGGAGCUGGACUCCCAGCACGAACUGGCCAUGCAGGACGUCCUCAAGCACAAGACCGAGCUGACCAGCCAGGUGGCCCAGCUGAAGCAGAUCCAGGCCGACCGGCUGGUGGAGCACGAACUGGCCCAGGCCAGGCAGCAGAAGCAGCUGGAGGAGCUGCGGCAGGUGGCGGCCACCGCCAAGAGUCUGCAGGAGGAGCUCCAGCAGAGAGUCAGCCAGCAGGAGGAGGAACUGAAGCGAAGCAUCACCGAACUGGCCGAAAUGCAAGUCCUGGUGGAGAAACGGGGCCAGGAUAAUGCAGAGCUGAUUGAAAGGAUUCGCCAGGCGGACGCCGAAAAAGAGAAACUGAUCAAGGAGGUGGAGGAACUGCGUCUCACCAAGGAGAAGAAGACCUCGGAGUCGUCCUCCCAGAGCUCGUCGACGGGCAAGCACAGCGAGGACGAGUUCAUAGUGGUUCGUCAAACGGAUGCCGGCUCCGAGCCCGAUCCGGAGGUCACUCCUCCCCCCUCCAAGGAGAAGCUGCGCGAUCGUCUCGUCUCCCUGGAGGCCCAAAUCUCCGAGCUGGCCCUGACCAAUAGCCAGCUCCAGGACGGCCAACUGGAGAAGCAGUUGAGCAUCAAUCUGCUGGGCGAGCAGCUGGUGGAGCUGGAGAAGCGCCUCCACCUGAGCGAGGCGGAGAAGGAGCAGCUCCAGCUGGAUCUCCAGCUGAGACUGCAGCAGCUCACCGUUCAGAACCAGGAGCUCAAGCUGCACGCCGAGGCGGAGCAGGAGGGGCAUGCCCAGGAUCUGGAGGAGCAGCUGGGCACUCUGCGGGAGGAGAACAGUCGCCUCCGGCAGGAAAUUGAUGCCAGCAUAGCGCAGGCCAAGUUCCGGCAGGCCAUUGCCGAGGAGAAGCAGGAGAUCACCGAUCUGGACGAGGCCGAGUCCGAGGAUAGUGCCUUUGACCUGGAGAAGCUGCGCUCCCUGCUCCAGGCCGAGCUGGAGGAUCGCCUGGAGAGCUCCCAGCCCCAGCAGGUCCUCGAACGAGCCUGGAGCUCGCUGCGAUCGCGCUGGCACCGGCUCGAUGUGGUGGAGCAGCGCCUGGCGGAGCUCCAGGAUCAGCAGCUGGUGACGGAGCACGAGAAGAAGACCCUCGAGGCGGACAUCUCGCAGUACAUCCUCCAGUGCGACGAGCUGAUGAAGAACAACGAGCUCCUCCUCAACGAGCUGGACAAGUUCAAGCGAAACAAGCUGGAGACCAUCGAGGAGCACCACGAGGAGACGAUUGUCCAGCUGGAGGGCCAGCUGGAGGAUGCCCGGCUGCGUCUGGAGGUGGCCCUUCAAGCGCAGCGUGAGCUGCAGGAGGAGCUGUCGCGCGAGUCCUCCGAGCCGGACAGUUCCGAGCUCAAGGAACUUCUCGCGGCCACAAAAGCCAAGCUGGAGAAGGCCGAGGCCAAGCUGGCAGAGAACCUGAACCUGGAGGAGAUCCUCACCAACACAAAACUGGAACUAGAUAGGCAGAGCAAUCUCCGCGAGAAGGCAGAGCAGGAGCUGGAGGAGCUGCCGUCACUUCGCCAAGAACUGGAGGCCAAGGUCAGCCAACAAAAGUCCCUGGUGGAGCAGCACAAGAAUCAUCUCGCCAAGUUGCAGGAGAAGAUCCAGGAGGAUCAGGAAAAGAUCCGGGAACUCCUCCUCCAGCAGGACAAGCUGGACCAGCAAAAGGAGCUCAUGGAAGUGGAGCAGAACCAGCAACUGUCCACCAUGAAGAAGGAACUCCUCUCCACGGCCAGUCAACUGCAGGACUGCCAGGAGAAGCUGAACCAGCGGGAAGUCCAGCUCUCGGAGUUGCAGGAACAACUGAAAGACAUCACCGAGGAGAAGGCCAAGCUGGAGGAGUUGCUCCAAAACAGUGGCGGAGACAGCCCACAGGUGCAGGAGCUCCAGAAGCAGCUGGAGGAGAUUCAACAGAAGGAGCAACAGUGGCUGAAGGACUCCCAGACGCAGCAGCAGGUCCAGCAAUCGGUGGAGGCUCUCGGCCAGGAGAAGCAGGAGCUGAUCAAGGCCCUCCAGCAGAAGCAUCUGGAGAAUACCCAGUACUACGCCGAGAUCCAGAGACUCCAGCCCGUGGAGCUGCAACUGAAGGAGCUCACCAAGGAGCGUGAGAAGCUGCAGGAUCAGAUUGCCUUCUUGAAGGAGAAGUCCGACAUCCUGACCACCAAUCUCCUGACCGAACAGACCAAUCAACGCCUCCUCCAGCAACAGCAGCAGGAGGCCCAGGAGCAGCAGGCCACGGUGAUGCGGGAUCUGGAACGUCUGCGGGCGCAUCUGCUCGAGGUGGAGGAUCUGCACACCCAGGAAACCGUGGAACUCCAAUAUGAACUGGAGCAGUGCCGUUCCCGGCAAGCGGUUCUCGAACAGGAGGCCUCCAAGUCCAGCACGGCCUACACUUCAGCCAGCAUUCGCGCCAACCAGCAGGCGGAGACACUUCAGGCCCAGCACGUCCUCCUCCAGCAGCAGCGGGACGAGCUGCUGACCAAGCUGGGCCAGCUGGAGGAUCGGGAACUGAAGCAGCAGGCGGCUCUCACCAAUCUCCAGUGUGCGCUGGAACAGUUCCAGAAUGACAAAGAACAUGAUAUAGAGAUGGCCACCCAGAGGAUAAGGCGGGAGAUGCAGAGCCAGCUGGACCGCCAGGAUGUACUCCAGGCGGAGAUCGUGGCUCUGAAGCAGCAGCUGGCGGACGCCAACCAGGGCUUGAGGGCGGCAGCUCGUCUCUCCGACCAACUGGAGGCAGGACAACAGACCAUUGCUGUCCUCAGAGACGAAGUGGAGAGCCUGAAGGACACCAACGGACAACUGGAGACCAGACUGAACAGCAGCGAGAGCAGCCAGACGGACAAGAUCGACAAGAGCCUGAUCAAGAGCCUCCUCAUUGGAUAUGUCGUCAGCGGUCAUGCCGGCGACAAGCAACAGGUCCUGCGGAUGAUAUCCUCGGUGCUGGACUUUUCAGCCCAGGAAUCCGACAAGGUGGGCCUGAACAAGCAGCAGAGCAGCUGGCUGGGCAGUAUCCUGGGAGGUGGUAGUUCUUCAACAGCCGGAUCAGGAUCUGGCAAUGACAACCUGGUGCAGGCUUUCGUACAAUUCCUGGAGCAAGAAUCCCAGCCACAAGCCAAUCUUCAGUCCCGACCCACUUUGCUGAGCAUGUCCGGUCAGGUGGAAGCCGCCGCAUCAACGCCACCAGCCGCUCUGCCUCUCCCAGCUCCGGCUAGCUCCGGCCCGGAGAGAUCGGAUGAAGCCACAACCACGUUAGCUGUGGGAUCUAGCGAAUUUGCACCGUCACGGAACUCCAGUUCGAUAUUAAAGGACAUUCUCAGCGAUUCCUGAUGGUUCUAGUUGAGGAACAAAGCUAUCCAACCAGCCACAAUAAUUUUAAAAUCCGUUCUUUUUUUUUCGAUGUCUCGUCCUUUUUAAACAUAAAUUGUAAACGUGCAAUCGACGACGCCAUUAACCUCCCACUCCUCCUCCCACAAAUAUCUCUCGCCCUAUAUAUAUAUGGAUAUAUAUAUAUAUAUAUAUUAAUGUAUACAUGUGCUAACCUGUGUAUAGUGUCCGUGUGUAUAUGUUGUGCGACAAGCUAGCAAUUUGUAAAUAUGUAAUAUUCAAUUUUGAAAUAUGAUAAAGUCACCGCAGUGGCAGGACCCACUCAUCCUUGUGGUCGGUCUCCUGCCUGUGGCGCGCCUUCACAUCAGCGGCCUUGCUAUUAAUUAAUAGCCGCUAAUAAAUAAUAAACAAUUAUUACAAAAAAAUAAA